CACUGCACUUUCAGAGGCGCGCUCCUUCCAGCCGAGCAGGAAGGAAGGGGGGAGGUUUGCCACUAACGAAGCCGCUGGUAGUUUGGACCAAAGUUACAUUCAACCCAAUAAAAGUGAAGGACUACCGCACAGUCGCUGCUUUUAAAUACUACGUUUGAAAUUCCGGACAGGCCUCUUUUAUUUGGACUCGUAUUUUUGUUCGUUUCGAUGUGCGCGUGAGCUGGGCGUACACACCUGUGUGUGUGACUCAGUGUGUCCUGCAGGGAUGUGUUCGAGUCGAGGCAUUUGCAACAGCGGCGAGCAACCCGCGAACCGGUCUUCCCGCUCUGAGAGCACCGGUUCGGGGGCUCACUAUGCCCUGUGCGCCCUGGGAGUGGGCCUCAUCGCUCUGGGGGUGGUCAUGAUCGUAUGGACGGUGAUCCCCAUGGACGGGGAGGUGUCGGGCGGCUCCACCAACUCGUCCAGCAACUCCACCGCAGACAACGACAACGAGGACAGCGAACAAGGGCAGCUCUCCAAGUCGUCGUCGGUCGCCAUGGUGCUGGUGGGCGUCGGCCUCGCCCUGCUGCUCCUCUCCAUUUGCCUCGGCGUUCGGAGCAAGCGUAGAGCCAAUAACAGCAGCGAGCAAACAGAGGCGCCAAUGGCAUCGACCUUCAUGGACCAUACGGCAGGCGAGCAAUCAGAUGUUCCAGAUCCAGCCGCAUUCAAUGUGCCAAGCUACGACGAGGUGGUCGGCAGCAGCGACUAUCCUGUGCGUCAGAGCAACCUCCGCCAAAGCAACACCCACCUGCCAUCCUACGAGGACAUCAUCGCAGCCGUGGAGAACGAGGACAGAGACCAGGCCACUGAGGACUCUCCCCUCAACAACCCCGCACCGCCGCCGACCGUGGCUGAGCAGCAAGCUGACGCAGCCCGGCAGCCCAGUCUGCCGGCGCGCAGCGGCAGCCGGGCCAGCCGCCUGCUGCGCCCCCUGCGGGUGAGGCGGAUCAAGUCUGACAAGCUGCACCUGAAGGACUUUCGCAUCCAAAUCCGCAGCCCCACGCACAACCCGGUAACCAUCGAGCCCAUCACGCCGCCGCCGCAGUAUGACAACAAGCCGCCGGAAUUGGGCUGAACGUGAUUAUCUCUGGACUGAUAACACUCCUGAGAAGCCCAUGUUUUCCAAUGUUGCUUCGAAAAAGUAGGUUAGAUAUGGCUGGGAGGAGGACAAUCGCGAGACCAUCCUCCUUGGCGAGGAAAUAUUCUCAGAUGUCUUCUGUUCUGUUACCAUACCUGGGCCUGUGUGAAUUAGCGCAGUACCGCCUUGAUUUAAGUCCAACGUGUAACAUUUACUAUGAGGACAUAAGUGUGUGAUUUCAAGGGCAAAAAGGAGGAUUAGGUAGAUGACGGGCAUCACGUAAACAAGCUUUUGAGAUUUGUGGUCUUAAUGAAGAAGAUGGACUGAGAUGGGGGAAUGUGCUUUUAAAGGCGUCUUAAAGUGGCUCCAGUUGAACAUUUUCAAGUUGAACAUCAUCUUAACGGUGUUUCACAGCACUGGAACAUUAAAUGUAAAUAUUAGAUGUGGUGCUGUAAUAAGGUACGGUUUGCGUUCUUUUAAGCAUUUUGUAUCGUUAAAAUAAAUCUCCUUUCGGUUGCCAAGUGCUUUCAAUUAGUCAGUUUAAAGCAGCUGUUUCAAUGCAACGUUGGUGAUGCCUCGUGUGAUCUUUGUUGUGUUUUUUUUUUUUUUACUGCACUGGAUUCUUCACUCUUUUUAGGUUGACCUCAUUCAUUUAUGCCUUAUUCGCUGGACUGCUGGCGGAAGAAGUAGCAGCAGUCCAGAUUAAAGAAAACGAAUUAGAUAUGCUACAAGUGUAUUUAUGUUCUCGAGUAUCGCUGCCUUUUAUGGUCUAAUAAUAAAAUAUACAGUUUCUGUAGUUGUUUUUA
Messenger RNA from Hippocampus comes (tiger tail seahorse), 1923 nucleotides. RefSeq names its product transmembrane protein 51b (gene tmem51b). Bases 266 to 1114 code for a protein of 282 amino acids. NCBI's taxonomy places the organism in Eukaryota, Metazoa, Chordata, Actinopteri, Syngnathiformes, Syngnathidae. The transcript has 3 exons. The record is from RefSeq and is a predicted model, not a curated record.